CAGUAGAGUUCUAAGUGUCUAGUUUAUAAUAAAAUAAAUUUUUGGAUUAUUUAUCCUCUAUUAUAUUGUAUAGCAAAAUUGUAACAUUUUAAACAAGUCAAAUUUAAUCAUUAAGAAAUCCACGAAUCUAGGAUAAUAAGAUAAUAAAAUUCAAAACACAAAUAACAAAAAAGACGUUUUUUAUUAAGAUAUGAAAUUGCGUCAGAUACUAUUUCAAUAAAUUAUUUAACAAAUAAUCAGAGUGGAGAGAGUUGAUAAAAAAAUAAAUAGAGAUACAAUUAAAAAGUUUUAAGCUCAAAAAGCCUAAAAGCUCCAAUGUAUAACGGUCGCCAUUACGAGGCGAGAACGAAAGUAUGUCGUUACCGCGUGAAUGGAAUUUUUUACCCCAGGAAGCGAGAUCCUCAAUGGAUCUUAGACACCCAUCAGAUGAGGUAUCAAAGAAUUUUAAUGGCAGCAUUACAUCAGCGGUUAUCGACGAAAAUUUGAAUCAAAAAGAUUUACUAGGCUCACUAUUUUCAAUACAUUCAGCACCAGUUUAUGACUUGAAUACAUCAUCACCAACGAGACCAUCAGCUUCAUUGGUAGCAGCUAAUGCUACUUCAACACCGGUAGUACCACCUCAUCUAAGUCCUGAUAUUGAUGAUGAAGACAACGAUAAUCUUCUGACAAUCUCCAGUCUCACAGCUAGACCUUUAAUUGCCACUGCAAGAGAAAUUCGAUCAUCAAAAAAAUCAGCGAUUCGUAAAAAGUCCAAUAAAGAGACCAAAAGACGGAAAAAGAAUACUAACCUGGUACCUCUAGACGGGGGUUAUGGCUGGAUUAUUGUUGGUGGUGCUUUUUUUGUACAGUUUUGGGUUGCUGGGCUUGUUAAAUCAUAUGGAGUCUUGUAUGUUGAAAUUAUGGAAACAUUUCAAGAUUCAUCUGCUUCUUUCGCUUCCUGGAUACCAGCAAUUCUUUCAUGUCUAUGUCUAGCUCUUGCUCCUGUGACAAGUAUUCUAUGUCAAAAAUAUAGUUGCCGUUUGGUAGUAUUCAUUGGAGGCUUAUUCUGUGCAUUAGGUUUGACACUAAGUUAUUUUGCAACACGUUUAAUCCAUUUGUUCUUUACAUUUGGUGUUAUGACUGGAAUUGGUGGUGGUUUAUCAACAACGCCAGGAAUAAUAAUAGUUUCGCAGUACUUCAACAAACAUCGUGCACUAGCUAAUGGAAUUUGUGUAUCAGGAACAGCAGCUGGAAGUUUUGUCUUCCCUUUACUAAUUGAAUUUCUUGUCGCAAAUUUUGGAUUCCAUGGAACAAUUUUAUUACUUGGCGGUUGUAUGCUAAACGUUUGUGUUUCGGCAUCUCUUUAUCGACCGUUAGAAGAUAAUCCAUCAGCUGUAAUUGAAUCAAAAGAGAUUGAAACGAAAGAAGAUAGUAUUGUUGAAGCACCCCCAUUAAAACAACAAAAGCUUGAAUUAAUUUUUGCUAAUGAUAAAACCCCGGAAAAGAAUAUUUUAAAUGAUUUUUUUAUUCAAAAUACCACGGUGGAUUUGACUGAUAGCGAAGAAGAAAAAGAUAUAAUGGGUGAAGGAUUACGGAUGAAACCGAUAUCUAAAAUAAGAAGUUCCAGUAUAUUGCAUAGUGUUGAAGAUCUCUCUACAGAUUCUACGUGUGUUUAUAAAGCACGAUCAUCAUUAAAAUCUUUGAGACCAUCUACUACAACUCUGGCAUGUCCACCCUUUUCAAAAGAGCCGGUAGUUACUAAAACAAAAAGUGAACAUGUGACAUUAUCUCAAAAAAUAAUGGAAUAUCUUGAUAUAAGUUUAUUAAAAAACGUUCAAUUUCUCAUGAUGUGUUUGUCUGUCAUGUUGAUGAGCACUGGAAGUCCCUAUAUGUUGUAUUACUUGCCAGCUUAUGUGCAUGAUUCUGGUUAUACCAAAUCAGAAGCUGGCUACCUAGUUGCUAUAUCUGCAGCUUUUGAUCUCUUUGGACGAUUAGGACUGGGUUGGCUUUCUGAUUUGCAACUUUUUAAUAGGAGAAAAGGAUAUAUUGGCAGUAUUGUUGGUGCUGGAGUAGCUGUCUUGGCAAUUCCAAUGGCUCACUCUUUCUAUGUACUCGCUUGUUCUGUUGGAAUGUAUGGUUUAUGUUUGGGCUGUUGGUUUCUACUUGUCCCAGUUUUACUUGCCGAUCAAUAUGGAACUGAAAAAAUUUCUUCUACUUAUGGUUUGGUCAGAAUGUUUCAAAGUGUUGGAGCAAUAUCCAUUCCACCCCUUGCAGGUUACCUUCGUGAUAGAACAGGAAGUUAUAACACUUGCUUUUUUUGUAUGGGCACCUGUAUGAUGCUAGGAGGUUUACCUUUACUUUUUGUUUCAAGUGAUAUGCAAAGAAAUAAACGAAAUGAAUUAAACGUUAAUGUACCAUUGAAUGGACAAAUAACACAAGUGAAACCUCAAGAAUAAAAACUGAUUAUAAAUUUAAUAAAGGAAAAUGAAAGGACACGAUAGAAUAUUAAACAUAAUAUCUAAAAAAACUAUAAAUUCAAAAAAAAAAAAAAUGCCAAUAAGACGAAUUAAUUACAUAAUUACACAUGAGUGGAAUAAAUCAUUUUGUUAAAUGAAAAAAAAAGUUGUUUUACCAAAACUGCAGAGCUUAUAAUGAAAGAACAAAGAGAAGAAAUUAUAUUUAUAAGUACUAAUAGUUGACACAAGAAUGAAAAUAAUGGAAGAAGAGUAAUGAGGAUUGAACGAUGGAACAAAGAAAAGUCUUAAGAGUAGGAGUAGAUAUUGAAUUAUCAAUAAAUUAAAGGAGAAUUUUUUUGAAGUAUUUUUUUUCUUUUGUAAAUAUAUGCACGUGUUGCAUGAUUUUUAACUUUUUUUAAUUAGGUUUAAUUGUUAAAUAGGAAUAAUUUAGACCUGAGGAUAUGAUCGCUUGUGUUAGUUCAAAUUAUUUUCUAACUUUUCGGUUAUACAUUGUAUAAAACAGAUGUAUUAUAAUAAAAAUUAUUGCCAAUUGCACGCAAGA
This is a messenger RNA of Chelonus insularis, 2997 nucleotides long. RefSeq names its product Silnoon (gene Sln). The record is from RefSeq and is a predicted model, not a curated record. The coding region runs from base 354 to 2435 and encodes 693 amino acids. Gene Ontology annotation, cellular component: membrane. Gene Ontology annotation, molecular function: monocarboxylic acid transmembrane transporter activity. The transcript has 4 exons. Lineage: Eukaryota; Metazoa; Arthropoda; Insecta; Hymenoptera; Braconidae. Gene Ontology annotation, biological process: transmembrane transport.